Trichoderma asperellum CBS 433.97 is the source of this 1812-nucleotide messenger RNA. RefSeq lists its product as uncharacterized. NCBI's taxonomy places the organism in Eukaryota, Fungi, Ascomycota, Sordariomycetes, Hypocreales, Hypocreaceae. The record is from RefSeq and is a predicted model, not a curated record. Gene Ontology annotation, biological process: carbohydrate metabolic process.
AUGAGUCGACUCCCUACUGUACAUGCUGUCUUUGCUUUUGCUUUUCUACCUCUCGUGAUUGGUGCCCCUGGACUGUAUAAACAAGAAUACUGCUCCGUGGCGGUCACAGAUUGUACCAAUUGUCGUCCAUCGCCAGAUAAUUUUCUCCCUACAGCGGUAAACACUUCUACUUCAGAUCAUGCCGGCACUGAUAUCCUAGAAGGUGCAUUCUCGGCGCUUGCUGUGUUACAAAAUGAAUACUAUCAAAUAGGAAGAAACACAUGGCCAUCAGCAAUAGACUGGACUGCCGCGGUUACGGAGACUGUCGUUUGCUCCGUAAUUUCGACUCUUACGAGGUCGCUAGACUCGUUACUUCUAGGCACUAAUCCAGCUAUUCGGGAAGCGCAUGAAAAUCUCAUCUCUACAGUUUACGAUCAAGUUAUUGGUUAUCAUUUCGAGCAGGAUAUAGUUGCCAUCCGAGAUCAAGCCUUUGAUGACAUAUUAUGGGUGGUACUGGGCUGGAUAGAGGCUAUAAACUUUGCUCGAUCGCAUAGCAGUCUCCAUUUCCCCGGCGCCGAUUCCAAUUUCAAUGCUAGUUUCCCAACUGAUGUUCAUGAAGCUUUGGCGUCGCUGCCUUGGCGCGGUCAGUUUUGGAUUCCCUCGUUCCAAAGCCGAGCCAAGAGUUUUUGGCUACUCGGCGCACAGGGAUGGGAUACUGCCUUGUGCCACGGCGGCAUGGUCUGGAAUCCCCGUCUAGAGCCUUACAAGAAUGCCAUUACGAAUGAGCUUUAUGUUUCUGCCUCUAUUUCCAUGUAUCAGUACCUUAACAACGGAACCGCUGUUGACAAAGACCCUCUGCAUCUCCAAGCAGCCAUUGAGGGCUACAAAUGGCUUAUGGGCAGCAACAUGACCAACAACGAAGGCCUAUUCGUCGAUGGUUUCCACAUUGAUCGACAGAAACCUGGCAAUGUGGAGUGCGAUGUCCGCGACGAAAUGGUGUAUACUUACAACCAGGGAGUACUGCUGACGGGACAAAGGGGAUUGUGGGACGUGACAGGGAGCCCUUCGUAUCUUGCAGACGGGCACAACCUUAUCCAGGCAGUCAUAAAAGCCACUGGUUGGAGUCUAAAGACGAACCAGCCAGUAGACUUGAUAGAGAUGACUUCAAAACUACCAAAAUGGAGAGGCCUUGGCCGUGGAGGCAUUCUGGAAGAGCAGUGUGAUGCAAGCGGCACUUGCUCCCAGGAUAGUCAGACGUUCAAAGGGAUAUACUUUCAUCAUUUGAACGCAUUUUGUCGGCCCCUACAGUGGGAUGAUAUAAACGACCGCAACAAUCUCAACAUGGAUAGCUUCAGCCACGUCAAAGCAGCCCAUAGAUGUGCUUGCGGGGCGUAUCUUGGCUGGAUCAAGCAUAACGCCCUGGCAGCGCUGAGAACUCGAGACAGCAGGGGCCGCUUCGGCAUGUGGUGGGGAUCAGGCAUUUUCGGCAACAUUACUGUUUCGCCAGAAGCAGAUGGGAUCAAUCACAAGGCCGUAAACUCUACCGAUUAUCGCAACCACGGGACGCCCAAAGACGAGGUUUGGGGCCGAAGUGCAAGAUGGCUGCCGGGCAAUGGGAAGGGGGCCCUGGAGAAACAAGCCCCGUUUACGUCAAAUCUGAAAUUGGACCUAAAGAACAUGGACGUGGCAGAGCCUGCGGAGAUACUACUCAUGGAAAAGCCACGCGACGGCGAUCCCAAUGAUCGCGGCAGGGGAAGGACGGUGGAAACGCAGGUAGGAGGCGUUGCUCUGCUGCGCGCCUAUUGGGACAUUUCGCAGUCGCAGUCGUCAUGA